Messenger RNA from Neurospora tetraspora, 807 nucleotides. RefSeq lists its product as uncharacterized. Bases 1 to 807 code for a protein of 268 amino acids. The transcript has a single exon. NCBI's taxonomy places the organism in Eukaryota, Fungi, Ascomycota, Sordariomycetes, Sordariales, Sordariaceae. The record is from RefSeq and is a predicted model, not a curated record.
AUGUCAGCGUUCCUCUCAGCCGUGCUGCUCUGGGCGAUGCAGGUUGGAGCAGCCACCUUCCCGGCGACGGUCGAGGUGGACUUGAUCUUCCCACGCAACGACACCUACGCGCCGUCGACACUCUUCCCCAUCGUCUUCGCUUUCCAGAACGCGGCGCUGGCUUCGUCGCUCGCACCCUCCUUUGACUUGGUGCUCUGGGAUAGCACCUUUAAUCACACGAGGGACCCUACCCUGAACUUGAAGUGGACCAACUUCACUACCGAGCCCACCUUUGUGUACACUUACGUCUCGAGACUCAACACAACGGCCGACGGGGCGCCGACGUCCUAUAGCCUGGUGUGGGCUUUUGGCGCCGGCAACUGCUCCCACGGGGGCCCGCAAUUUCUCGGCGGUGGCUUCCGUGACAACAGUGUGACGUUUACGAUCCAAAACGGCGCUCAGAAACCCGACCUCGUGACGGCAACGGCGAACAGCGCCUUAUGCACCAACGCCAGCCACUUCGCCUUCAAUCUCACGGGCACUCUAGACGUGAAUCCGGCGCAGUACGACGGCCGCAACACCUGCGCCGUGCUCUCGGACGUUCAGCCCCUGGUGCCCGGCGACCCGUGUGCAGUCCACGUGGACUCGGCCACAGCGAACAGCAUCUCCGCCGCCCUCACAGCCACGGCAUGCGCGGCCAUCAGCCCCAUGGUGAGCUGCCCCAGCAAGCAGAACGCGGCGGCGGAUGGAUGGAGUGCGGCGAAGACCGGGUUCCCAGCCAUGCUAGGCGGGUUCGUCGCGGCUUUGGCUGCCAUGCAGCUUUUGUAG